Molecule: messenger RNA, 1017 nt
Organism: Prunus armeniaca (apricot)
Lineage: Eukaryota; Viridiplantae; Streptophyta; Magnoliopsida; Rosales; Rosaceae
Source: the annotation of a GenBank genome assembly
AUGUUUUACUUUCUUCAUGGGCCGAAAGAGCAGGAGUGUGACUCAGUGGAUGAUGAACUUGAAGCGAAUGUCCCCCUUGCUUCUGAGAAUAUGGACAUUUUUUCGUGCUUGCAAUCCCGAGACUUGCCUUGUGACAGCAUGAUGGAUUCCAGAAACUACCAAUAUGGUGUGGAGGCCUAUAACCCUCAGCUUGGGUGCCCCCAGCGGAGGCGGAGCUCAGGGAGGGUAAGCGUUCCUCUCGGCCCUGCGCCCAAGACUGCUAACCUUUCCAGAACUCGCGAGUCUCGGACCGCUCCGUUCGCUCUUCCCUAUUCAGAUUCUGACCUUCCUGGUCCGAGCCCUGCUCCAAUUCCUGUUGUGGGAGUCCAUGAUGCAGAAAUUGUCGACGUAGAUAAGGUGGAUCCUCUACCUGUUUCACCUUUGAGGGAAGAACUCGGAUGUAGGGGAAUUCUAUCCGAGACAGUUGCGCCGGCAGAGACUGAAUGCCCCCUGGUUAUUGGGGAGGUGAGGCUCGAAGAGACAACAUGUGGGGAGGGCCCCCUCGAAGAGGUUCUGGUUGAAGAUCCUGCUAAAGUGGUUAUCGAGGUACUGGCCCCUGCUGUAGAGUCAAUGGAUUUCGAAAGGGAAUCAUCAGUCCCUGAUUUGAAGGAGACCGAGAUGCCUGAAACUGAAAGUAUGAUGCCUGAGCCAAUGGUGGAUCCUGUGGAUCGUACUGAAGCUAGUCAGGAUUCAGGUUCUUCACGUGCUGAAAAGUCUGAGGUUCCAACUAUGUCCAAGGAGAGGGCGAAAUUGAUCUUGGCAAAAUGGGUGACUCUUUCAACAGAUGAGAGGGUGGGAGACGAACAGAAGAGUAAAGUCUGUGACACCUUAGAUGUUCUUAGCCCUUCCUACCCGAAUUUCGCAUCCUCUUUCAAGACUGCCAAGCUGGACCUGUUGGCUUUGACUGACAAAUUCCAGCACAGUGGUGCUGCUCAAUUUCCCGAUGAUGAAGCGCAAUUGGAGGCAGAACUGGCCUGA